CCCCCCCCCCUCACACUUGAAAGAGUAAAGUUGCAGUUUGUGUGGAAAACAAGGGGGGAGACGUCCAUAUAUAUAGGUCAGCAUUUCGCGCACGAAUGCCUGCUCAAACAACUAAACCCGGAAACGCCUUAUUCCUCCACCCACCUCGCUCAUUUGUUCAUUGCCAUUUACUCCGUUCUGCAAAAAUUAGAGAUAACCUCUCCGACUGCAAUAGUUCGACUAGGAAUAUCUGUUGUACCUGUACAGUCUCUCUACACACAAUUCCUAAUCCAUCUCUAUAGGGACUGACCAAUCUGGCCAAUGUUCAACGCUGCCAAGAGAAUACGCGCAGUCGCAGGACCGGGCGGCAGAGAAGCAAAGGUUGCUAUUGUCGAUGAAUGCCGGCGAGCACACAUGCGCGACAAGGUCAAGAGCGCCCUGGGCGAUCGGGACCAGACAAGGGCGCCAGCAUUGCGAUGCUGGUUCGCCACGGCUAACCAGUAUGCCGCCGUGCAAGUGGGAAUCCUGGCGCCUGCUGGCGACCGGCGAGCUCGAGUACUUCAUCACAACUCGGAGGCCAAGACACGCCGAUUCGGCCUUGUCAGCAGCGAUGUCAUCCAUGACCUGCCCAACCUGCCAGAGCGACCGACCUCGCUGUCGAUGAUGAAGGCAGGGAGCGCUGUUCAUCUAACUACACCAACUGGCAGCCACCGGGAAGCCCAAGGUGUGAUUACUGACCUCGAGGAGGGCCUUGGGGAUGGACGCACCGAGGACCGUCUGCUGCAAGCGUCCGCCCUGCUGCAACCACCUGCACGGCAUUAUUGUCGCGGCUGUGCACUGCGGCUGUGGUCGGGGAGCCACACCGAGAUGCUGCCCAAGUUCGACAAGGAACGCGUCUGGAACCGAUCAUCGACGGGCCGGCAGGACGUCUCAAUCAUCAAAAAUGGAAUUAUGCUGGAGGCGGCGCUAAACGGAAUGUCUGAAAUCGCAUGGCUGCUUGAGCAACGACGGCCUGAACCCCGCAGAACCGCAAGGCCGGGUCGGUGCAAGCCGCUGCCCAAGGUGCUAGUGCGCCUGAUAGAAUCCGAGGUCAAGGACGUGACGAGACGCCAGGCGCAUCAGGCACCAUCCAAAUCAAAAGGGCCCAAUGUAAAACCGCCAAGGAAUUACACGUCCGACGGCUGGUUCAUCAACCGGCGAUGUGGCACCGCGACUCGGGACGGUCCUCUACUACAUCAUGGCGCAAUGACGUUCGACAUCAUCAAAACGAGAGCUUGCUUGAAGCACCGAACAUUUGUCGAUGUCCGCGGUCGUGGCGGUGCCCAGCGGAGGACUGGGCGAGGUCGGGCGCACUGCCGUGCACCGCUCAAGCCCGAUAACGACGCUGACCAAUCGAGGAGCGUCAGGCCUCUGGUGUAUGAGCGCAUCUCGCGCUACAAGACCCCGAAGUGCUGCGGUAUCCUCGACAAGAAGGCCUCAAUGGCUAUGUUUUUGCGUGAGGAGGGCGGACUGCUCGGACACACUAGAUUGUAAUGACGGCGUGCGUCUAUUGGGGGAUCGAUCUCUUCCACAUAUUCCCACAUAUUGUUUUAGUCUACCUUUUCCUCUUCUUCUUUUCCUUUACACAGUGCAAAUAUAGGCUGUGGCCCAAGCACUCAUCUGCCCUCCUGGGCUGCGCUAAUCUAUGUCCUGGAGAUGGUGCGGAUAGUGGCAAGCUAUUGUCAAACUGCCGAAUUGCCAUGCAGCUGGUCGCGGCGAUGCUGCUGGGCUUACUAACGGUGGCAGAAAGUCGAGCUCGGUCUUAACAUGAGAAUGAAAUGCGGAAGUUAAUGUGUGGCAUAUUAUGUCCCAGAUGCCCACUGUUCGGCCUACAGAUUCGUCUUGCUAAUACAAAA
Molecule: messenger RNA, 1874 nt
Organism: Linderina pennispora
Lineage: Eukaryota; Fungi; Kickxellomycota; Kickxellomycetes; Kickxellales; Kickxellaceae
Exons: 9
Coding region: 301-1512 (403 amino acids)
Source: RefSeq, a predicted model, not a curated record